This is a messenger RNA of Patella vulgata (common limpet), 5151 nucleotides long. Its product is annotated as ras-related protein Rab-24. Lineage: Eukaryota; Metazoa; Mollusca; Gastropoda; Patellidae. Gene Ontology annotation, molecular function: GTPase activity; GTP binding. The transcript is spliced from 8 exons. The coding region runs from base 156 to 770 and encodes 204 amino acids. The record is from RefSeq and is a predicted model, not a curated record.
UUAAUUUUUUUAUUUAUUUUUGGGAUAGAAUUAUUGAAGUAAAACAUUUAUUGCAUCGUAAUUAUUGAUAAUUCAGAGGACAAGAUAGCCAGAGACGAAACAACUUGAUCCUUGGUUCGUUUUUCACUUAUUUAGAGUAUAUAUGAUGAAUUGCAAUGAGUGGUAAUAAGAUAGAUAUUAAAGUGGUAUUAUUGGGCAAAUCGUACGCUGGUAAAACUUGUCUGGUAGAACGAUAUCUACAUGAGAGAUUUAAUGGAGAAACUGUCCCAUAUCAAAACACAAUAGGUGCUGCAUUUGGAGCCAAGAAAGUUGAUGUUAAUGGAAAGAAAAUAGUGAUGGGAAUAUGGGACACAGCAGGUAGUGAACGCUAUGAAUCAAUGAGUAGGAUAUAUUAUAGAAAUGCCAAAGCAGCCAUUUUAUGUUUUGAUUUAACAGAUAAAUCCAGUUUCGAUCGAAUCCGAUUUUGGAUUGGAGAAUUACAAACUCAUGAAGAGGGGUGUAAGAUAUAUCUUUGUGCUACAAAGAAAGAUAUAGUCGAUGCUGACCCAAACACAAGAGAUGUGAAUGAAAAUGAGGCUCAAGCUUUAGCAAAAGAUGUAAUGGCUGAAUUAUAUGAAACGUCCAGUAAAACUGGAGAAAAUAUAAAUGAAUUAUUUAUGGCAAUAGCUGAAUAUUAUUUGGCAACUGUGAAAACCACCGAAGUUAAAGAAGAAAUGAUCUAUCUAAAUGAAGUCAAGAAACGGUUACCAUGUUCAUGUAAAAGUACCUAAAGAUGCGUGGAAUGAUUUUAGUUUUGUUAUUUUAAAUUUGAUUUUUAUAAAGAAAGGGUAAAAGAUGAAAUUGUUAGGCCAGAAAUAAUCUGAUUCCUGGAUUAUUUCACAUCAGUUAAAAUUGGCCGUAUGACCUGUUUUUAUUUCAAAAAGUAAAAAAUAAAAACAGUAUCAUUAAUUAGAUGUUUUACCUUGGUUACAGGAAGUAGCUCUUUAAAAAGAAAAUGAUUUGAAUCUAGAAAUGUUGCUUGUAGGCUCAUUUAUCAAGUAGGCAACCCAGAUAAAUUGAUAAUUGAUACAUUCCUAUGAGAUAAAUGAUACUGGAUAAUCAUACAUUCUAUAAACAACAUGAGAUAAAUGAUACUGGAUAAUCAUAUAUUCUAUAAACAACAUAAGAUAAAUGAUACUGGAUAAUCAUAUAUUCUAUAAACAACAUAAGAUAAAUGAUACUGGAUAAUCAUACAUUCUAUAAACAACAUGAGAUAAAUGUAGAGUCUUAAAAUGUGAUGUUUGUGAGAAGUCAUUUAGCCCAGUAGUGAUCCUUCAGAUUUUUUGUUCAGAGUUGGAUGACCGAGUGGUUAGCAAAUGCACGCUGUAUCAUAAGGUCUGUCAUUGAGUCAACUGGAGUGGUUUUGAUUCCCUGGUUGUACGUGACAAGGAGUAGGGUCGUCUGUCCAACCUCGUGGGUUUUCUCCGGGUCCUCCGGUUUCCUCCCACUGCUAAAGACCCCUACGCGCAAGUUAAUUAUUGAAAUAAAAUUGAACCAUGUGUUAGUCCCAAAAUGACCUAGUUUGUGUCAAAUGGACAUUAAACCCCAUUUCUCUCUGUCAGAUUCUUUGUAAGUAUUGUCUGAGAACCAGAAUAAUUUUUGUGUAUGGCCUUAACUUGAUUGGUGUGUUGUGUUUUACGGAUCAAAAGCAACUGAUCAAAUUCUGCUUCAUUUUAUUCUAUAGAGCUUACUCCAUCAAUAUCUGGAUAUUAAACCCCAUCUGUAGUUUGUUUGUAUAUUUUUAUUGUUUUUAUAUAAUAUUCAUGUAUAGGCCAUCAUACUUAUUUAUUCCUGUGAAGACAGGGUUGCAGGCAUUACUGACGUUGGUGGUCAUACUUUUUGAAAAUGGAAUUGGCAAUUUAGGGGCAGUGGGUGGGGCGCAGUCAGUCAGACUGCCAUACUGAAUUAAUUUGUAAAGAUGAUUAUAAUAAACCAGUGAUUGUGGUCCUAUAUAACUGUGUUAGUUCUGGUACGUGUUCUGGUACAAGCAAUAAGAAAUAAUUAACAAAGUAGUAAUGGGUGUUUCUGAAGAAUCAAACUUCAAAUUUGUGUGGCCUUAGGAUUACCAUGAUUGGACCUGAACAUGUUUAACCAAUAAUAGAAAAUAAACCACAAAAUCAUGUUAGAAAACGUUUUGAACAAAGAAAGUUUGGUAUGUAUUUACUGGCUCUAAUGGGUCGUAGACUCUUAAACCCCAUCAUAAAACAAAUUAUUAUAUUUAUGACAUAAUGUGAUCAAUGAAAGUUUGUAUUAAACAUACAUAAUGCAAGAGCUAAAUCUGCCUAUUGCAGGUCUUUCUUUAGGCCUGAAAUGUUAUCUAAAUUAUUAAUUAGACAUUAAUUAACUUAUCCAGACCAUAAUCAACUCUCGUUGACAUCUUAUGUGUCGGAUUUUCACUGGAUUUGAAUCCGAUCUGCUGCUCAACGCUCAUUGAUGAUUAAAUCCCCCCAAAAAUUUUUUUUAUCAUAACGACUUUAGUAAUGAUGAUCGAGGUUAGGCCUAACAUUCAAUCGAUAAUAUAUCAGUUCAUAGUUGAUCAAUUUGACUGAAAUUUUCAGCAAAUUACCUUUACAUUAUUUAGUUUUUAAUUAUUAUAGUGAGAACUGUCAGCUCUUUAUCUAAUCUUCCAUAAUGUAUCGUUAAUAAUCCUAAUGGGUCAGUAGUCCCCAUCAUGAACAAAUAAUUAUCUUUAUGAUAUCAAUAACUGUAUAUAUUUAUUGUUUGUAUGUAUAUAUAUAUAUACCAUUUGAUGCAUGUAUAUAUAAUUAUAUUGAUUGUAUUAAUUUGUCACAAUCCUUGUUAUAACCUAUGUACAGGUCUUUUCUAAAAUAGGAGUGGGGUGGGUUGUUGAGUUAUCAAUUUUCAUUCUGGUGGGGGAGCUGGGGCGGAGAUCAGGUCCAUUUGAGGAAGAGAUCGGGUUGGAUUGAUGAGGAGAUCAGAUCGACUGAGGAGGAGAUCAGAUCGGUCGAGUAGGAGAUCAGAUCGGUUGAGUAAGAGAUCAGAUCGGUUGAGUAGGAGAUCAGAUCAGUCAAGUAGGAGAUCCGAUCAGUUGAGUGGGAGAUCAGAUCAGUUGAGUAGGAGAUCAAAUCGGUUGAGGAAGAGAUCAGAUUAACAAGGAGUAUGGUUAGAAUUCGAAUCCUGUGGGUUCUCUGAUCUUGUACUGCUAAAGUCUCCUGCACAGCAUUAAAAUAAAAUAUACCAUAUGAUCGAAUUUAUGUUUGUCUGACUUCCGGUAUGAUUUCCCCUUGUCAGUGGUGCAGAACAGAGGGCCUGACAAGGGCAGAUGUCUAGUUGUUUGGAUGAAACGAAAAACCAAGGUCCCAUGUACACAUGGAAUUUGAUAUAAGAGUAGGCCAUAGUGUUGCUGUCCGGGCCAAAUUUCCCUCAUUGCACACUGUUUGGUGUUAUAUUGCAUAUGUCCGUCUUUAUUAGACCAGUUGGAGCAGAACAGUAGAUCUUUAAACCCCAUUUCAUUUUUGUAUGUCUGACAAAUAAAAAACAUCAUUCCAGACAUUGGUGUUUAUGAAUUCUCUUCUUCAAAAAACAACUGUCAAGGGUUUUUCUUCAUGCCCAUGAACAUGUUCACAGAACAUUACUUAUUCCCAUCCUAAUGACUAGACGCUGCUCCUGGCUAGCCCCCACCCACCCACCCACCCAUUCCUCUAUCAUUUAGUUUUAGAAAAGAUACUAGUACAAUAUAUUUGUAAAUUUUAUUUCAUUUCCACAAUUAUUGUUAUAAUAUAUAUAUUGGAUAUAAAUGUACCAUAAAUAUAGAUUUAUUUUUUUGCUGAAUUUUGUGAAUUAUAUUUUAAGAUAUAUUGCCAUAGAACAUAGGAAAAAAAACAGUAUCGUGAGGAGUAGCUUUAAUUAUUAAAUCUAAAAAUGAAUAUUAAAAUAAAAGUAAAAUGCUAGUCAAAACAGCUUGAUAACAAUGUUAAGAUUUAUUUUUAUAUGUCCACAUUUUCAUGUGGAAGUAUGUCAUCGUCGCCUCUGCCCAUCCACAGUUUGUUUGUGGACUCUCUACAAGUCACAAUUUUUAUCCGAUUUUGACGAAACUUGAAAUACAUGUUCCUUUCGAUAUUGGCAUGUAGCGGACCGGACGGAACCGUAAACUUCAUGGAUUAUGGCCCCUGGUUGUACUAAAAAAUAUGUUUUUAGCUUGUGGACACUCUAAGAGGUCACAAUUUUUAUCAAAUUUUUAUGAAACUUAAAAUAUAUAUUCUUAACCUAAACAUCUGGGUUCCUUUCAAUACUUGUGCGUAUUGGACCAUAACUUCCUGGAUUAUGGCCCUUGAUUGUCUGAAAAAUUGCUUUUUUUUAGCUUGUGGGCACUCUAGAGGUCACAUUUUUUAUCAAAUUUUUAUGACACUUAAAAUAUAUGUUCAUAGCCUAAAGAUCUGUGUUCCUUUCAAUACUUGUGCGUAUCUGACCAUAACUUCUUGGAUUAUGGCCCCUUUUUGUCACUCCAGAGGUCACAAUUUUUAUUAAAUUUUUAUGAAACUUAAAAUAUAUGUUCAUAUCCUAAAGAUCUGUGUUCCUUUCGAUACUUGUGUGUAUCGGACCAUAACUUCCUGGAUUAUGUCCCCUGAUUGUACUAAAAAUCGCUUUUUUUUGGCUUGUUCUCUGCCCAUCUCUUGCAAAAUGUGGGCAUAUCUUGCAUGGCAACUGCUUGUUAUUAUCUAUGUUCAGCUUAUCAGCGCAAAUUGUUUCAAUGGGAUUAAUUGUAAUUCAACUUGAUAAGCACAAAUUGUUUCAAUGGUAUUAAUUGUAAUUCAAUUUAUCAGUGCAAAUUGUUUCAAUGGAAUUAAUUGUAAUUCAACUUGUCAGCUCAAAUUGUUUCAUUUGUAAUAAUUGUAAUUCAAUUUGUCCUCACAAAUUGUUUCAAUGGUAUUAAUUGUAAUUCAACUUGUCAGCGCAAAUUGUUUUAAUGGUAUUAAUUGUAAUUCAACUUAUCAGCGCAAAUUGUUUCAAUGGGAUUAAUUGUAAUCCAACUUGUCAGCGCACAUUGUUUCAAUAGGAUUAAUUGUCAUUCAACUUGUCAGUGCAAAUUGUUUCAAUGGGAUUUAGUAAAUGAACUGGAAAUACACAGAAUACAAUUCUAUGGAAUACAAA